GCGCGGCGGCCAGGGCGCCGGGUGGAAGCGGGGCUCUGGGAAGGAGCCUGCUGGCAGGCCGUCGCCAAGAAGCAGCGUCUAGGCUCGGUCUCUGGCAGAGAGACCGCACGCUGCGGAUUUUGUGUGGCGUUUUGGAGUAAUCAGUUCUCGCUGGCUACGUGUUUUGUGCGCUCGUCUGCGUUGAGAGUUGCUCUUCAGACUUUGAAGCCCUUGACAUACGUGACAGUAUCCCUUGGAGGCUUUUACCUAAGGCUGAACUAAGCUUCUAGCAGUUUUCAGCUACGUUUAGGCUCCUCAUUGCAUAGGUUAGUUAGUUACGUUUUUGGCACUCUGCAAAUAUUUCUAGAAAUCCAUUCUUCUCUCCCCAUAGGAGUUUCUUUCUUGAUCGAAUUAACGUUGGAAAUCCUGCUAUAGGCAAAGACUUCUUUUUUUCCACCUUAAACACUAGAUGUCAUUUACUUACUUGCUUAGUAGCCUGCACAUAAGGCACUUUCUCGCUGCUGCUUUGGGAGAGUUGCUGCUGACAUUUAAAAGUAGAGACAAGGGUGAACACCCCUGGAUUUUUCUCUUCAUCCCCUCUCUUCUCUCCUCUCCCCGCCUUGUGUCUCUUACAGGGUUGCGUCGAUCACCCAGUUGUUCUGACAGAAGCGGUGUGCAAUCCUCUGUAUUCAAGGCAAAUGAUGUCAGAGCUCCUCUUUGAAUGUUAUCAAGUUCCAAAAGUGUCGUAUGGCGUAGACAGCUUGUACAGUUUUUACCACAACAGAAGGCAGAACUGGCCCUGCAGUGGUUUGGUAAUAUCCUCAGGUUACCAGUGUACGCAUAUUUUGCCAGUGUUAGAAGGCAGGUUGGAUGCUAAAAACUGCAAACGUAUUAAUCUUGGAGGAUGUCAAGCCGCCGUAUAUCUCCAACGCCUCCUUCAGCUGAAAUACCCAGGACAUUUUGCUGCCAUCACUCUCAGCCGCAUGGAGGAAAUACUGCAUGAGCAUAGCUACAUUGCAGAGGACUAUAUAGAAGAGCUACAGAAGUGGCGAUCCCCUGAGUACUAUGAGAACAACAUGCACAAGAUGCAACUGCCUUUCUCGAACAAACUUCUAGGCAGCACGCUUACGUCAGAGGAAAAGCAGGAGAGACGGCAGCAGCAGUUACGUCGACUUCAAGAACUAAACGCACGUCGUCGAGAAGAGAAGCUGCAACUUGACCAAGAGAGGCUUGAUAGGCUGCUGUAUGUACAGGAACUUCUAGAAGAUGGUCAAAUGGAUCAAUUUCACAAAGCUUUGGUAGAGCUGAACAUGGACUCUGCAGAAGAACUUCAGUCUUACAUCAACAAACUGAGUCUGGCAAUUGAACAAACAAAGCAGAAAAUCCUACAGGCAGAAGUCAAUAUUGAAGUGGAUGUUGUGGACAGCAAACCAGAGACCCCUGAUUUGGAUCCGUUAGGCAGUGAACAGUCACUGGAGGAUGUGGAAAGCAUUAAUGAGUUUGAGCCUUUGUUUGCUGAGGAGCAGCCUGAAGUUGAGAAGCCUGUUGCUGCAGUGCAGCCCGUGUUUAACCUGGCAGAGUACCACCAGCUUUUUCUUGGCACUGAGAGAAUCAGGGCUCCAGAGAUCGUCUUCCAGCCUUCUCUGAUAGGAGAAGACCAGGCAGGAAUAGCAGAAACCAUGCAAUAUGUCCUUGAGAGGUAUCCAAAGGAGCAACAGGCUGUUCUUGUCCAGAAUGUUUUUCUCACUGGUGGAAAUGCAAUGUACCCUGGACUGAAAGCCAGAGUCCAGAGAGAACUCCUUGAAAUGAGGCCAUUCCAGUCGUCUUUUCAGGUUCAUCUUGCUUCCAGUCCCAUUUUAGAUGCCUGGUAUGGGGCUAGGGAUUGGGCAGUGGAAUACAUGACCCGUGAGGAAGGCUGGAUAACCAGGAAAGACUAUGAAGAAAAGGGGGGAGAAUACCUCAAGGAACACUGUGCUUCAAAUGUCUAUGUUCCCAUUCGCCUUCCAAAGCAGGCCCCACGGACAACUGAGGCAUUAGCGCCUAGCAGAGUGCUGGCAUCCAGCACAGGCAAUCCCUGUGAGCAAGCGUAGCACAGAGCCUUUGUCAUAUACUCUCCUGGGGAGAUAACGGUGCAAAGAAGGGAAGAGCUCUGCAGAAUGAGCUAUGCAUAGAGUAAAGGCCUCAGCCUAGCCUUGCUGGCUAGUCAGAGGGCAUAAGGUAUCUCAUCUGGUCACUUGAAAGAGAAGAAACUGUUCAAAGGCUCUGGGGCAUCACUUGGCACAGUCAUAGCACUUGCUGCCUGUACACACCACGGGAGUACAUACCGGCCAGAAGGAACACAGCAGAAGCACAUUCCAGCGAAUGCAAUUUUUCUCAUAAACUUUAACUCAGUCUUUUUAUGAGGGUAUGCUUUAUAUGUUUUUUAUUUGGUUGUUUUUUUUAAUUAAAAGUUACUGAUUUUAUACUGUCCCUAUUGCAUGAUCCAAAAACUGGGCUUGUAUCAAGCCAAUCAGUCCAGCAGGCGUCUCCCUUGCUCAUUGCUGUGAGCAUUCGUCAGGACACGUCAAGCUACUAGAGACCAGAGACGGGCUGAUCUAUGGGUUUCCUUCUGAGGCCUCUUUGACUCGCAUCUCGUUUGAUUUCCUCCCCGCUAUGCGCUUUCUGUUAAAUCACUGCAGAAUCAGUGGUGGGAUUUAAGAUACUUUCUAACAGUGAAAUGAUGUCCUGUUUGGAACUGGAGACCUGGUCGCAUAAAGCUCUGUUCAGCUACAAAGAAAGAACCCUUCAUAAAGCACAAUCUGGAAGGAUCUCCAGCUCCUUUGGGGUCCUUAGGUUUUUACAAGAGUCGUGGCCGAACAGAGGAGCACCUGACUGGUGGGACUCUUCUAUAUUGCUGUUUGAAAAAGUUGGCUGGGGGUACCUCCAUGUUAGUGGGCUUUUUAGGGCUAAUCUGUAAUUAGUACAGAGUAAUACACAAUCCAUUGGCUUCUUCCAUUGGAAACACCUUUGCUCUUUCCCCCGAAACCGUCAGCGUCAGCUUUAUUUUAGCAAGGCUGGGAAAUGAGAGGAGACUGAUCCCUUACCAGAAGAGCCCUGAUAACCUCAAUGUGGUAUCAUAAUAUUAUGAUGAGUGCCAACACCAAUGCGGUCAGGGUUAACAGAAGCUAAAGAGGUCAGCAAAUUUACCUUUUUACUUAAUAGAUAACGUUUAAAUUCUGUUUGCAGUCUGACGAAAAGCAGAAUAGGCUAUCGUCAUCUUAAGUUGUUUUAACAGUAAAGCAAACUAUUUGUGCUUUA
Struthio camelus australis is the source of this 3276-nucleotide messenger RNA. The record is from RefSeq and is a predicted model, not a curated record. NCBI's taxonomy places the organism in Eukaryota, Metazoa, Chordata, Aves, Struthioniformes, Struthionidae.